AUGCCUCCUCUGCAAAACCCAAUACUCCCCGGUUUCAACCCGGACCCGUCCAUCCUAAGAGUCGGAGAUGAUUUCUACAUCGCCACAUCAACAUUCGAAUGGUUUCCCGGCGUGCAAAUCCACCACUCCACAGAUCUUGCCAAUUGGGACUUGGUGGUUCGCCCUCUCAGCCGCAAGAGUCAACUCGACAUGCGAGGUAACCCAGACAGUUGCGGCAUCUGGGCACCCUGUCUCUCACACGACGGCGAGAAAUUCUGGCUCGUUUACACGGAUGUGAAGCGCAAGGAUGGCUCCUUCAAAGACACAUUCAACUACAUUGUUACUGCACCUGACAUCAAGGGACCCUGGUCUGACCCGAUAUUCAUCAAUGCCUCUGGGUUUGAUCCAUCCUUAUUCCACGACUCUGACGGGCGUAAAUGGUUUGUCAACAUGAUGUGGGAUCAUCGCAAACGCCCACACGCCUUCACAGGCAUCGCUUUACAGGAAUUCAGCCCAUCCGAAGGAAAACUCAUUGGCCUCCGGGAGAACAUCUACCGCGGCACAGACUUGGCCCUCGUCGAAGGACCGCAUCUGUACAAACGAAACGGAUGGUACUAUCUCCUCACAGCUGAAGGGGGAACAGCAUACGAUCAUGCCUGUACACUAGCUCGAUCCCGUUCCAUCUGGGGCCCGUACGAGACUCACCCCCAGAAACAUGUCCUCACCUCCAAAGACGCCCCGUUUGCUGCCCUCCAGCGCUCUGGGCACGGAGACGUCGUCGAGACCCGGGACGGUAAGACAUUCCUGGUACACCUGGCGGGACGGCCAGUCGGUCAAGAACGGAGAUGCGUUCUAGGCCGCGAAACGGCCAUCCAAGAAGCCUUCUGGGGUGACGACGAUUGGCUGUACGUGAAAAACGGACCAGUGCCGUCGUUGAAUGUGCAAGUCCCAGGUGUUCGAGACGAGUCUACGUAUUGGGCAGAAAAGACAUACGAGUUCCGCCAACAAGACGGACUGCAUCCUGAUUUCCAAUGGCUCCGAACACCAGAACCAGAGAGGAUAUUCACCAUCCAAGACGGUCAAUUAGUUCUCACGGGCCGCGAAUCCAUAGGCUCCUGGUUCGAACAGGCCCUCGUCGCGCGACGACAGACACACUUCUCGUACGACGCAGAAACAGUGCUCGACUUCUCACCCACCGAUGAGAGACAAUUCGCCGGACUGACGGCCUACUACUCCCGCUACAACUUCUUCUACCUGGUCGUCACUGCGGACGCCAACGGCGACCGUGAGCUCCUCAUCAUGAGCUCCCAGGAGUCAUGGCCAGACGGCAACCUCGACGAUCUCAGCGAUGCAAGCAAGGUCAUCCGACUCCCGAAACAGGGUAAAGUACGUCUGGGACUUUCCAUUCGCGGCGGGCGUCAUCUUCAGUUCUACUAUGCCGUGGUGGACGCAGAUGAGACGAACAAGACGCCACUUCAGGCUGUUGGUCCUGCGCUUGAUGCCUCCAUUGUCUCGGAUGAGUGCGGCGGUCAUCAGGCUCAUGGGAGUUUUACAGGCGCGUUUGUGGGACUGGCGUGCUCGGAUUUGAAUGGGUUGCGGGCACAGGCGAGGUUUGGGUAUUUUGUGUAUCGUCCUGUGAGGGAUGAGAUGGAUCGGUAUGAGAUUUGA
Pochonia chlamydosporia 170 is the source of this 1647-nucleotide messenger RNA. RefSeq names its product beta-xylosidase. Gene Ontology annotation, molecular function: hydrolase activity, hydrolyzing O-glycosyl compounds. The record is from RefSeq and is a predicted model, not a curated record. The transcript has a single exon. The coding region runs from base 1 to 1647 and encodes 548 amino acids. Lineage: Eukaryota; Fungi; Ascomycota; Sordariomycetes; Hypocreales; Clavicipitaceae. Gene Ontology annotation, biological process: carbohydrate metabolic process.